AUGCGAUCAAAUGGUGUCUCAUACAUAACCAAUUCUAUUUUUGUGGAUGAAGCAGAAUUCAAAGUACACUUAAUCAGACGUGCUGGGAGCACAAAAAGAAGCGAAAAAAGCACUGUUAAAAGCUUGGCUAAAAGAGGUUUGGGCAUUACAAUUCUUGCUGCUGUCGCUUACCAAGGCGUUGAAAAAUUUCAAGCAAAAAUGGUACAUGGUGGCACACCAGAAUCUGUCUUUAUUGAAUUUGUAAAGACAAUUAUGGAUUCACUUGACCAAGAUAAUGCUGAUCCGCACAACUUUAUUAUAAAUAACGUAUCCAGGAACAAAUUUCCCCUAGUUACACUAGUGAUCAAACAUAUUUGUCGCAUUCCGGAUAUCAAUUCGAAUGUGAGAGGGUCUGGUGAAACUUGGAAACGGUGGUAUUCUUUUGAUUAA
Messenger RNA from Phycomyces blakesleeanus NRRL 1555(-), 429 nucleotides. RefSeq lists its product as hypothetical. The record is from RefSeq and is a predicted model, not a curated record. Bases 1 to 429 code for a protein of 142 amino acids. The transcript is spliced from 2 exons. NCBI's taxonomy places the organism in Eukaryota, Fungi, Mucoromycota, Mucoromycetes, Mucorales, Phycomycetaceae.